Ceraceosorus guamensis is the source of this 814-nucleotide messenger RNA. RefSeq lists its product as hypothetical. The transcript has a single exon. The coding region runs from base 122 to 571 and encodes 149 amino acids. The record is from RefSeq and is a predicted model, not a curated record. NCBI's taxonomy places the organism in Eukaryota, Fungi, Basidiomycota, Exobasidiomycetes, Ceraceosorales, Ceraceosoraceae.
ACUAGACCCGUCAUUGAGUCCUUAUUCCUCCCUUCGACUCGUGACUAUCGACUAGCGGUGUAGAGAUCGACCGAAGGAGGACCGGCGAUGCUUUGCCCCCCGCCCCCCAGAAGCCGCCGCGAUGUUCCUACCCGGGGACAUCGUUACCUUUUGCCAGGGAGCGCCCAUGCGACGGUGCCUCGCAAGGAAAGCAGUUCUCAGCGCUGACAUCCCUGGACUGGGCCGAGGGUCAAGGGCGCCCGCCGACAGGCUUCCGUUACGCGCUACUCGAACCUCUCUGCUUCAAUUGCCUGCAUGGUGUCCGAUCCAAGCUCCGCCCAGCGUACGUGGGUCGGGCAGCAGUAGCCUGAAGCUUGACGCCCCACUUUUCAAAAGCUCUGACAAAAGUCAGAUCGUGUCAGGAAAAAGGCUUCCACGUGCAUGGAUCACAUUUGCGAAUGCAAAAAGGUAUUCUUACAACAGGUAUAGCGUGCGCAAAAGAAAGUUGGGAGUGCAUCGUCGUAUGGGGAAGCAAGCGAGCGCAAGGAGACAAAGUCUGGAUGCCUCGAGGAUGGUGGAUGUAUUACAGUGAAAAGUAGCGAAUGAUGUAUGAUUGCAGAAGCCGAUGCUUGAAAAAUGGUGAAGACGGUAAAGGCGCGCCGAGCGCUUCUAUAUGGCUAGUGACUAGAGAGACGAGGGGCGAAAGAGAUGUCCCCGAUCCGAAUCCCGACCGUUGAGGGUACGAUGACUUUGAGUUGACGACGGUAGCGUGUUGACCAGCAGUCAGCGGUAAAGCUCAGUGAAGAAGAUCAUUUUGUUUCCGUCGUGGUCGACC